ACAGCUGACAGCUGGUGCAGUGACAGUUCUUCAGUCACUGUCGAAGCUUUUGUUAAGUUUAAUGUCAGAUUAUCUACUUAAAAAUCGUUUUUAAUUGAUAAAUUUCAAGAAAAACAACUUUUAACUUGGUCACAUUAUUAUAAGUACAAUCAGGUGCAAGCCUUAAUUCUUCCUAAAAUUGUCCGUUUAACUAGAAAUGAACAGUGAUAGUGAUACCGAAACAUGGUUAAGUAACUGGGAACAACAUUGUAUCACAUCCGUUGACGAACAACCAAAUUAUGAACAAUUACUGAUUACAGAAACAGAUAAUGCACAUAGAACAAUAUGGGCUUCAUUUCAGGACUCUGCAACAGCGAUUGCACAACUAUAUAAAGACCGACAUUCAAGUGAACCUUCUUCCUUAUGGGCUCCAUUUCAAACUGCAGCAGGAUCGAUUACUACCCUUUAUAAAGAUUCUUGUGAUGUCUUGAGAAAUACGAGUGAAGUAGCUAUUCAAUGUGGUUAUCAGAAGAGGAACAUAGAACUAUUUAAUUGGGCAAAGAAGAGGAGACGUCAUAUAAAGAGGGAAGAUCUGUUAGCAUAUUUAGCUGGUAAACCGGUACAAAAAACAAAUAGCCAUUAUCACCAUUCUCUAAGUCAUAGAACGUCGCCUAAGCCUCGAAAUUUGUCACCACCUCCAGGUGUAGCUUCACCUGCAAGUAUUGGCGAUUCUGAAUUAAAUACGUUUAGGGAAGCACUGGUCCGUUCACCGUCAUCAAAACGUCCCAAAGGGUCGGAAUUGUGUGCGUUUAUUAAUGGCGAAUUUGCUAUACAUUGUAAACGUCCUGCAAGUCCAUCUGAUGUCAUAAUGGGCAGCCCAUCACAACAUAAAAGGCCCAAAUUAAUGUGAAAAAAAAAUAGGGAAAAAAUUAUUAACAGCACAUCGUUUUAAUCUUUACAUUGUAGGCGUGUAAAAAAUGUAACAAUAAUGUUCAUUAUUAAUUUAAAUUUAAAAAGAAAGAAAAAAAAACAAGAACCUUAACAAAUACUAUUCUGUUGUUUAGUUUACUUAAUCUUUGAGAGGAAACGUUGUAUGUAUAAAAAAAAUGUGCUUUAGACACGAUACCUAAUGUAUUGGAAUUAAUUUUUUUUUAAUUUAUAAGUAGAUGUUUUUUCAUAUAGAGUUAUACUACUUUUAUCAUUUUGUUAAGUAAUUAAAUGAUACCUUUCAUUUGAUUUAAAAAUCGAUUUGAUUACAUUA
This is a messenger RNA of Agrilus planipennis (emerald ash borer), 1240 nucleotides long. Its product is annotated as UPF0472 protein C16orf72 homolog. The record is from RefSeq and is a predicted model, not a curated record. Lineage: Eukaryota; Metazoa; Arthropoda; Insecta; Coleoptera; Buprestidae. The coding region runs from base 197 to 889 and encodes 230 amino acids. The transcript has 5 exons.